Molecule: messenger RNA, 3475 nt
Organism: Arabidopsis arenosa
Lineage: Eukaryota; Viridiplantae; Streptophyta; Magnoliopsida; Brassicales; Brassicaceae
Source: the annotation of a GenBank genome assembly
CAAAUCUCCGAUCGAAUCUCUCUACUCAGCCGAAACAAUGAGUGAUUACGGUGAAAAGACUUGCCCAUUGUGUGCAGAGGAGAUGGAUUUGACUGACCAGCAAUUGAAGCCCUGCAAAUGUGGCUAUCAGAUUUGUGUUUGGUGCUGGCACCACAUAAUGGACAUGGCAGAGAAAGAUCAAUCAGAAGGGCGCUGUCCAGCUUGCCGCACUCCAUAUGAUAAAGAAAAGAUUGUUGGGAUGACUGUUGAUCACGAGAGACUGACCUCUGAAGGCAAUAUGGAUCGCAAAAAAACACAAAAGUCAAAAUUGAAACCUUCUGAAGGGAGAAAGCCGCUAACAAGUGUCCGAGUGGUUCGGAGAAAUCUUGUUUACAUUGUUGGGUUGCCCCUAAAUCUAGCAGAUGAAGAUCUUCUCCAGCAUAAAGAGUAUUUUGGUCAGUAUGGAAAGGUUCUAAAGGUUUCCAUGUCCCGAACAGCAACAGGUCUCAUCCAACAGUUUCCUAACAACACAUGCAGUGUAUAUAUCACUUAUGGCAAAGAGGAAGAGGCUGUUCGAUGUAUUCAAUCUGUUCAUGGGUUUAUCUUGGAUGGUAAAGCACUGAAGGCAUGUUUUGGGACCACAAAGUAUUGUCAUGCAUGGUUAAGAAACGCGGCAUGCAACAAUCCUGAUUGCCUCUAUUUGCAUGAGGUUGGCUCUCAGGAGGAUAGUUUUACAAAAGAUGAGAUCAUAUCAGCUUAUACAAGAGUUCAGCAAAUCACUGGAGCAACAAAUACUAUGCAAUACCGUUCAGGGAGCAUGCUACCUCCACCAUUGGAUGCUUAUAGCAGUGACAGUUCUACUGCAAAUCCAAUUGCAAAAGUUCCUUCUACUACUUCAGUUAGUGCUCCUAGGAGUUCUCCACCUAGUGGGAGCUCUGGUAAAUCAACUGCUCUUCCUGCUGCGGCAUCAUGGGGGGCACGUUUAACAAAUCAACACUCUUUAGCAACUUCAGCUUUGUCAAAUGGAUCUUUGGAUAAUCAAAGAUCAACAUCAGAGAAUGGAACUUUGGCUAUGUCGACAGUUGUUGCAAAUGCAGCUCAUGGGCCUGUAUCCUGUAGUAACGCUCUUCAGAAACCACCUCUUAAGGAAGAAAUUCAAACAUUGGCUGAAAAAAGUAAACCUAGCGUGUUGAAGCCUUUGCAGCAGAAGAUUGUGUUGGAUUCUGGGUCCAAGAGAACUACAUCACCUAAUAGAGAUCCUAGUAGCAAUCAGAUAUCCUGUUUAGAAGAGUCUUCCUACAAUAGCAGAGUCAUUGACCAGCCUUCUGCUGUUGAGAAUUCUUUUGAACACACAAAUGAGAUUGCUGAAGAUUUCCCCGAUGUUAGUAACUUGUUGGCUGAUGUUGCAUGUAUGGGGAUAACUACAAAUUCUAGGGAUGAAGCUACUGGUGUUCCAGUAGCUAUUGGUACUCAUUGUGAUCAAGGUUCUAUUACACAACCUGAUAACGAUGUACAAAAUCUCGAGCGCUUUAGAAAACAUUCUCCUACAACCACUUAUGCAGAAGCUGGCAUAUCACAGAAUGAGAUUCAUGGUUCAAGGCCAGAGUGGGAUUGGAGAUCAGGUUCGCGAUCCCAGAUAGAUGUUAAGGCACCGGUGGAAGCCGAUGAUUUCUCAUCAUUCAAUAACAAUAGGCAGGAUGUUGCAGAGGCUGUUAGCCACUCCACUUAUAUGUUUAGUUCAUCAAGCUCAAUUCUGGAUUCAAAUCAUCUAGCUUCUCGUUCGUUCCAGACCCGGGAAACUUCUGGUGGGAUGGAUUCAAAUACUGGGUCCUCCUUUGAAAUAGGUAGCGAUAGAUUGCAUCUUCCAAAUGGAUUUUCUGAGAAAGCCAUAUCCAAUAUGGAGCAUUCAUUAUUUGCAAAUGAAGGCAGGAGCAACAUUCAGAAUGCAGAGGAUGAUAUAAUUUCAAACAUUUUAGACUUUGAUCCCUGGGAUGAAUCCUUGACUUCGCCACACAAUUUUGCAAAAUUACUUGGCCAGAGUGAUCGUAGGGCUAGUACUCUGCAAUCUUCUAACAUCCUUAAGCAACAUAAUGACCAGUCCAGAUUCUCUUUUGCUCGGCAUGAAGAAUCAAAUAGUCAAGCGUAUGACAAUAAAAGUUACAGCAUAUAUGGGCAGUUGUCAAGAGAUCAGCCUCUUCAGGAGUUCGGAGUGAACCGUGAUAUGUAUCAGGAUAAGCUCGGCAGUCAAAAUGGUUUUGCCUCAAACUAUUCUGGCGGAUAUGAACAAUUUGCUGCUAGUCCUGGAUUAUCUUCUUACAAGAGUCCUGUGGCGAGGACUCAAGUUUCUGCUCCUCCUGGAUUUUCUGCUCCCAACAGGUUACCUCCUCCCGGUUUCUCUUCACAUGAAAGAGCCGACCUGUCUUCUGAUAUUGCAUCAGGAACUCGUUUAUUUGACUCAGCCAAUUUGUUGAGGAACGCAUAUCAUGUACCACCUCCAAGUGGAAAUUUGAAUGCUGAUAUUGAGUUUAUUGAUCCUGCAAUUUUAGCUGUUGGAAGGGGAAGACUUCACAAUGGGAUGGAAACAGCCGAUUUUGAUAUGAGAUCAGGGUUCUCUUCUCAGCUGAAUUCAUUUGAGAACGAUGCAAGACUUCAAUUGUUGGCGCAUCGGUCUCUGGCUGCACAGCAAGUUAAUGGAUUUCACGAUCCCAGAAACGUUAACAACUUCUCUUCUUCAGUCUCUGACCCAUAUGGGAUUAUUAGUUCGAGGCUAAUGGAUCAAACACAAGGAGCUGGCUUAUCUCCUUUCACACAGUUGCCUAGACAAGCUUCACCAAAUCCAUUGUUGUCAAAUGGACACUGGGAUAAGUGGAAUGAACCCCAAAGUGGUAACAAUCUUGGGACUACCCAGCUUCUAAGGAAUGAACGGAUGGGCUUUAAUGACAACGUCUACAGCCGUUUUGAAGAGCCUAAAUUCCGGAGGCCCAGUCCUGGAGAUCCGUACAACAGAACAUACGGGAUGUGAUUCUCAGAAUUCUGAUUGGUUGGAUUUUCUCUUAAGACCGUCUCAAAAGAAGGAUUGUUGUUUGGCUGAUUCCAGUGUUGGAAGAAUCAUAGUUGAAACUGCUCUGCCUAUUUUGCCCAUAUCAUACCAGACCUUCGAAUCAACAAUCGCAAUAUUGGCUCCCCCAAAGCAGUUUUAACUCAAUUGGAGGAUAACCUUACCAUGUUGGCGUUGUAUCAGCAAAAAUUUGAUGCUUCAGUGCCUACUGUUGAUUCAGAAGGUAAUUUUGAUCUACAUUUGCAUACUGUAUAAGGCUGAACUACUGGAAAAAUCUGGCGCGUUACCAUUUGUAUAGAGCCUACAAGAACAAUAUCAGUCUAUGCUUUGUAAUGCUUUUGUAAUUUGUACAAAGAAGAGAGUGUAUCUUUCCUUGUGCAACCUCUUCAUUUCAUUACUCUUAUCCAAUACCAAAUUGAAUGAAAGAAAUUAACAGCA